This is a messenger RNA of Candida dubliniensis CD36, 1368 nucleotides long. Its product is annotated as putative serine--tRNA ligase. The transcript has a single exon. The record is from RefSeq and is a predicted model, not a curated record. Bases 1 to 1368 code for a protein of 455 amino acids. Gene Ontology annotation, molecular function: serine-tRNA ligase activity; tRNA binding; ATP binding. Lineage: Eukaryota; Fungi; Ascomycota; Pichiomycetes; Serinales; Debaryomycetaceae. Gene Ontology annotation, cellular component: mitochondrion. Gene Ontology annotation, biological process: mitochondrial seryl-tRNA aminoacylation.
AUGUUUAACACGAUACGUAGACACAUCAGCACCGGCAAAAACACAUCAACAUUGCUAAGAGCGCAGAUUGAUAUUAAUGAUAUUUUAAGUCGACCAAAAGAGUAUGAAUCUUCAAUUCGCCGAAGACAGCUACCUGAAGACUUGAUUGAGAACAUUAAUUACAUCACAUCAAAUCGACCAUUACAAUCACAAUUAUUUUCUCAAAUCAAUGAAAUGAAAAGAGAAAGAGAUUUGAUAGCAGAGAGCUUGAAAUCAAAGACGGGAGAUCUACAGCAAUUUAAAGAAAGAUUGAAGGAAAUCAAAACUGCAUUAAAACCAUUGGAAAAACAAGUGAAAACCUUGCAAGAAGAAAUAUAUGCCAAAGCUGAAUCCUUGCCCAAUCUUAUAGACAAAUCAGUUCCUGCAGACCCUUUGAAAGAAGAAGUUGUCCAGUUUAUAAAUUGCCAUUCUGAAGAAGAUGCUAAAACUUUUAAGACAUUAUCUGCGCAUGAUCACAAGGAAAUAGGAGUUAGCUUUAAUAUUUUGGAUUUCAAUGUUGCAUCUAAAGUGUCAGGACCUUCUUGGUACUAUUUAAUUGGAGACGGGGCUUUGCUUGAACAAGCAUUGAUUCAAUAUGCGCUCUCAAAGGCACGCAAACGUGGUUAUUUGAUGCUCACUCCACCUUCGGUUGUAAAGUCAGAGAUUGUUAGUGCCUGUGGAUUCAAACCAAAUGAUCAAAAUAACGAGAAACAAAUUUACCAACUUGAGGAUGAAGGUAAAUCAUUGACAGGUACAGCAGAGAUACCAUUGGCCGGGUUUCAUGCUUCGAGUGUAUUCCCCAGCGGUACUCAGUUCCCGAUAAAGUAUGUUGGUGUAUCAAGAGCAUACCGUGCUGAAGCAGGAGCAAGCGGAAGGGAUACCAAAGGUUUAUACAGAGUACAUGAAUUUACCAAAGUUGAGUUAUUCCAUUUCACAACAGCAGAGAAGGCCGCACAAGAAUUAGAAGAUCUAAAGGAUAUGCAAGUGGAAAUUGUUACGGAAUUGGGCCUUUCUGCGAAAUUGCUAAAUAUGCCAACAUCCGAUUUAGGUGCACCAGCGAUGAAGAAAUAUGAUAUCGAAGCAUGGAUGCCAGGGAGAGGUUCUUGGGGAGAGCUCACAAGCUGUUCAAAUUGCGGUGAUUACCAAUCUCGAAGAUUAGGUAUACGCUAUAAUAAUGAUCAAGAAGAUCGUCUUAAACACGUUUCAACACUUAAUGGUACGUGUAUGGCUGUCCCAAGAGUAAUUGUUGCCUUAAUUGAACAAAAUUACAAUUCAGAAAAAAAUGAAAUUUCAAUACCAAGAGUUUUGCAACCAUUUAUGGACGGUAAAGAUAAAAUCGUUCCUAAUUGA